Mustela lutreola (European mink) is the source of this 2428-nucleotide messenger RNA. It is a transcript of the gene PPP1R37, whose product is annotated as protein phosphatase 1 regulatory subunit 37. The coding region runs from base 202 to 2322 and encodes 706 amino acids. Lineage: Eukaryota; Metazoa; Chordata; Mammalia; Carnivora; Mustelidae. Gene Ontology annotation, molecular function: protein binding. The record is from RefSeq and is a predicted model, not a curated record. The transcript has 13 exons.
GCGCGCGAGGCUCGGGGGAGGCGCGCUCGAGCUCCCGGCGGCGACGGCUACGACGACCAGGAGAGCGGUCGGAGGCGGCGCCUGAAGCAGCGGCGGAGCCCAUGCCCCGGGACGGAGGGCGGGCCCGGAGACACAAGCCCGGGGUCCGGGACAUGUCCCCGGGGCCUCCGUGAGGAGGCGGCGGCGGCGGCGGCGGCGGCGAUGGAGAUCCCGCCGCAGGAGGCGCCGCCCGGGCCGGGCGCGGACGGCGACGCCGAGGAGGCCCCCGCCGAGGCCCGAUCUCCCAGCCCCGCAUCGUCCCCCGCCGACGGGCGCCUCAAGGCUGCGGCCAAGCGCGUCACGUUCCCCUCCGACGAGGAUAUCGUGUCCGGAGCGGUGGAACCCAAAGACCCUUGGAGACACGCCCAGAAUGUGACCGUGGACGAGGUCAUCAGUGCCUACAAGCAAGCCUGCCAGAAGCUGAACUGCAGACAGAUCCCCAAGCUCCUCCGGCAGCUCCAGGAGUUCACAGACCUCGGACACCGCAUCGACUGUCUGGACCUGAAAGGUGAGAAGCUCGACUACAAGACCUGCGAGGCCCUGGAAGAGGUCUUCAAGAGGCUGCAGUUCAGGGUCGUGGAUCUGGAGCAGACAAACCUGGAUGAGGAUGGUGCUUCGGCCCUCUUCGACAUGAUCGAAUACUAUGAAUCCGCCACCCACCUCAACAUCUCCUUCAACAAGCACAUCGGCACCCGGGGCUGGCAGGCCGCUGCCCACAUGAUGCGCAAGCAGACGAGCUGCCUGCAGUACUUGGACGCCCGAAACACGCCCCUGCUGGACCACUCCGCGCCCUUUGUGGCCCGCGCCCUGCGUAUCCGCAGCAGCUUGGCAGUGCUGCAUCUGGAGAACGCCAGCCUGUCGGGGCGGCCCCUCAUGCUGCUUGCCACGGCACUGAAGAUGAACGUCAAUCUGCGGGAGCUCUACCUGGCCGACAACAAGCUCAACGGCCUGCAGGACUCGGCCCAGCUGGGCAACCUGCUCAAGUUCAACUCCUCCCUGCAGAUCCUGGAUCUCCGGAACAACCACGUGCUGGACUCAGGUCUGGCCUACAUCUGCGAGGGCCUCAAGGAGCAGAAGAAGGGGCUAGAGACCCUGGUGCUGUGGAACAACCAGCUGACGCACACUGGCAUGGCCUUCCUGGGCGUGACGCUGCCGCACACACACAGCCUGGAGACGCUGAACCUGGGCCACAACCCCAUCGGGAACGAGGGCGUGCGGAACCUCAAGAACGGCCUCAUCAGCAACCGCAGCGUGCUGCGCCUUGGCCUGACCUCCACCAAGCUCACGUGCGAGGGCGCGGUGGCCGUGGCAGAGUUCAUCGCCGAGAGCCCCCGCCUCCUGAGACUGGACCUUCGGGAGAACGAGAUCAAGACGGGCGGGCUCAUGGCACUGUCCUUGGCCCUCAAGGUGAACCACUCACUGCUGCGCCUUGACCUCGACCGUGAGCCCAAGAAGGAGGCGGUGAAGAGCUUCAUCGAGACGCAGAAGGCGCUCCUCGCAGAGAUCCAGAACGGCUGCAAGCAGAACUUCAUGCUGGCGCGCGAGCAGGAGGAGAAGGAGCAGCGGCUACAGCUCUCCGCCUCCAUGCCUGAGAUCACCGUCACCGAGCCCCAGCCCGACGAGGAGCCCGGGGACGAGCCCGCCACCAGAGCCCAGGAGAACGGGGCCACGGGCCCCGGUGCCAGGCCGGACUCAGACUCAGACUCGGACUCCGAGGAGGAGGACGGGGAGGGGGAGGAUGGGGAGAGGGCUGAGGCCCCCUGCCCUGCCCUGGUGCCCCCCUCGGACUCCCUGGGCUCUGGGGACAGGAGCCCCCCAGGCAGCCCCUCCUCCCCCACCGAGCAGCGUAUUUCUGUGUCCAGCCCAGGCCGGGGCCACAAAGUGUUUGUGGUGACUCGGGUGGAGAGUCCUCCUGAGAGGGCAGAGCCCCCGGUUCCCCCCGUCCCUCUUCCCCCCGCUGCUCCUGCUUGUCCUCCCUCCCCACCUGCUUUAUCCUCCCCGCCCACCUCACCUGCCCUGCCACCGGCUGAGGCCGUUGGCACUCAGGACCCAGGGGUGUUGGAGCCUCAGUCACAGCUGGAGCCGCCUCAGGCAGGGCCACCGCUGCCCAACGGCCUGAAGCCUGAGUUUGCCCUUGCACUGCCCCCAGAGCCACCCCCGGGACCUGAGGCCAAGGCAGGCAGCUGUGGCCUGGAACAUGAACUGAGCUGCUCCAAGAAUGAGAAGGAGCUCGAGGAGCUGCUUCUGGAAGCCAGUCAGGAAUCUGGGCAGGAGACACUGUGACACUUUAGUUCCUUUUUUCCGGUCAGUCUUCGAUGAGCUGAGGCCAGAGCCAUGAGAAUCUGCUCACCUUCACCCCCAGCGUUCCUGAGGCCUGGGCCACCAGGGG